ACAGUUUAUUUAUUCUCUGACCUCAGAUCAUCGAGCAGCAGGAUGGAGGAAACAUCUCUACUGAGGCUGAUCUCUCUGAUCUCUCUGCUGAACCGCUCAACAAACCAAGUUCAUCUGACUGUGAGUCCCAGCAGAUCUCAGUUCUUUAGAGGAGAAUCAGUGACUCUGAUCUGUGAGGAUGAAAACAGAUCUGAUGGAUGGACUGUGAGGAGAAACACAACCAGAGGAACCAGGAACCGAUGUGGAGAUGGAUGGGGGAAAUUAAAUGGUUCUACCUGUAACAUGAACUACAUGCACCCAUCAGACACUGGUCUGUACUGGUGUGAGUCCAUGUCUGGAUCCUCCAGCAGCAGCAGCAGCAUCCAGCUCUCUGUCUCUGGUGGAUCAGUGAUCCUGCAGAGUCCUGUCCUCCCUGUGAUGGAGGGAGAUGACGUCACUCUGAGCUGCAGAGCAAAGAAUCCAACCCACAACCUCCCAGCUGCUUUCUAUAAAGAUGGCUCCUUCAUUGGUGAUGGACCAUCAGGUCACAUGACCCUCCUCCAUGUUUCCAGCUCUGAUGAAGGCCUCUAUAAAUGUAACAUCAGCCGUCAUGGAGAGUCUCCAUCCAGCAGGAUCUCUGUCAAAGGUCGGAUUUUCUCUGGAGAAAAACCAACAACCACAGCCCCUCCUGAAGCUCCGCCCACUUGCUCACCUUCCCCUCUCCUCAUCAUCACUCUGCUCUGCCACCUGGUGGUGAUGUUCCUGUUCUUCAUCUGCUCUUUCCUCUUGGGGUUUUCAUUUGGACUCAGAACCAAAGGAAGUGACCCGUUACCAUGUGUGAAGAUGACUCCGCCCCCCCAGGCUGAGCUGGUACCAGAUGAUGAUGAUGAUGAUGAU
Messenger RNA from Xiphophorus maculatus (southern platyfish), 876 nucleotides. Its product is annotated as high affinity immunoglobulin gamma Fc receptor I-like. The record is from RefSeq and is a predicted model, not a curated record. The annotation marks the transcript as partial. Gene Ontology annotation, biological process: cell surface receptor signaling pathway. Lineage: Eukaryota; Metazoa; Chordata; Actinopteri; Cyprinodontiformes; Poeciliidae. Gene Ontology annotation, molecular function: transmembrane signaling receptor activity. The transcript is spliced from 6 exons.